Messenger RNA from Manduca sexta (tobacco hornworm), 2198 nucleotides. RefSeq names its product vitamin K-dependent gamma-carboxylase-like. The transcript is spliced from 9 exons. Bases 39 to 2198 code for a protein of 719 amino acids. Gene Ontology annotation, molecular function: vitamin binding; gamma-glutamyl carboxylase activity. Lineage: Eukaryota; Metazoa; Arthropoda; Insecta; Lepidoptera; Sphingidae. The record is from RefSeq and is a predicted model, not a curated record. Gene Ontology annotation, biological process: peptidyl-glutamic acid carboxylation.
CUUGCUUUACUGGGGUUAACUUUGACGACAUUCGCAACAUGUCUCUUAGAAACAAACUCAGCGAUGUGUAUUUGCUCAUCGACACUAAGUUCGCUAAACAAUUUGGAUUCAAGAUGAAAGAAACCACAGUAUCGAAGCUGGCGCUUUAUUUGCAUGAGCCGAAAGAUUCUUCGAGUUUGGCUGUCACUAGAAUUUUAUUUGGUCUAGCCAUGCUGUUCGAUAUACCCGACGAGCGCGGGGGAGCAACGAUGAUGCAAAGAUGGGGCGACCCUAAAAUGUGCCAUUUUCCUGUCUUUCCGUUUAUACAAGCUAUUCCGAUGCCCUACAUGGCGCUUGUGUAUGCCGCCAUGUGGCUUGGAGCUGUAGGCAUAAUGCUGGGGUAUAAAUACCAUCUAUCAGCGCCACUGUACACUGCCUGCCACUGGUACCUGUUACUCAUCGAGAAGAGCUUCUGGAACAACCACAGCUAUCUGUUCGGACUGGUCGCUUUGCUGCUCAGCUGCACAGAAGCAAACUGUUAUUGGUCCAUAGACGCUUAUUUAAAACCUUCACUAAAAAAAACAACAGUACCCUACUGGAACUACUUCAUCUUGAAGUACCAGUUCUUCAUCUUGUACUUCAUGGCGGGAAUGAAGAAAGGCACCGCGGAGUGGCUCACUGGUUAUUCAGUACAGAAUCUAAGCGAACACUGGGUUUUCACACCUUUCACGUUAUUUCUCACAGUGCCGCAGACGGACUACAUCAUUGUUCACUGGUUUAUAUUCGUGUUCGACCUGACGGUGGCGGUGUGGAUGAUGUUGGCGCGCACUCGACCGAUCGCGAUGGUCUUCUGCGCCCUCUUCCAUCUCAUGAACAGCAGAUUAUUUACUAUCGGAAUGUUUCCUUGGGUUUGCUUGGCGACAAUGCCUCUAUUCUAUUCCUUUGACUGGCCAAAACAAGUUCUUCUGAAAUUCGAAGUAGUCUUACAUAUCUUAUCCGAGGCAACAUCCAAGAAAAUGAACAAUGCAACACUUUGUGAAAGUAAUCGAGAAAUUAAUGAUGACAAACAAUUAAAUGAUUCAACUUCUGGUUUAAAUAAUGAUAAAAAUUCGGAAGAUUAUGAAGGAGCCUCCAAGAAACCAACUGACGAGUUUGAUUAUAAUACUAUUAAAGAUGGCUUGACCAAUUCAGAUUUGAAUGAAAGUAAUGCAGAGGUAACUGAAGAAAUAAAUAAUGUUCAACACAGUGAUAAAAAAGAUCAAAUUAAAUAUAAAACUGCAAACGAAAAGAGAACGACGUAUAUAAUUUUAUUUUACGUUUUUAUUCAGGGUUUUCUACCGUAUUCGCAUUUUAUUACCAAGGGUUAUAAUAACUGGACGGAUGGUUUAUAUGGAUACUCUUGGGAUAUGAUGGUUCAUACUUGGGAUGUACAAUCAGUCGUAGUAAAAAUUGUCGAUAACAAUAAUCAUAAGGAGCUCUACGUUGAUCCCUACAUUUAUACUCUUAAUGAUAGAUGGUCAAGGCAUGGUGAUAUGGUUUACCAAUACGCUAAAUGUUUGAAAGAAAAAUUGUUGAUGGAAUUUAAACACCAAAGUAAUAGGCUUUUAUCGGAGAACAUUUCAAUUUAUAUAGAUGUCUGGUGUUCUAUGAAUGGCAGGUUUACACAACGAAUGUUCGACCCAAAUUCUGAUAUAUUAAAAGCCAAUUGGUCACCAUUUCAAAGGAUUCCAUACUUAUUGCCAUUGCUUGAUGAGUCUCUAGCAUGGAGACAGCGUUUAGAUGCGAUCAGGAAAAAUGUAUAUUCAUGGAAUAAUUAUAGUGAUGUGAUAUUCUUCGCUGAUUUUCCAGGUUAUUACCAAGAGAAAUACAUUCCAGAAGAACUGUAUAACGUUACCCUGACCGUGUUAGAAGGUACAGUCAUCUUUGAACCAGAAGUAACAAAUUUUCUUAUCGGCCAAUCGUACCAAUUAACUAAUGAAGAUUAUGUCCAUGUAAAGGCGGGAAACUUUCACAAAGUUAUCAACAUUGGAAAAUCCCCAGCAUUUUAUAUGUAUACUUUCAUGAAUAGCACAGAAAUAAAGAAAACACAAGAAGCAAAACCUAAACUUCCGAUAUUCAAAGAACUACGCAGACGGUUCAACGGAAUGAUCACUUUUUGCAAUUUAUUAUGUGAUAAUUUUAUGCAACUCUUAUACAAGUCACCCAAUAAAUGUACAUAA